AGGACUGACAUGCCAGCAAGUGAGGCACAGGCUGUAUAUCUUCUGUCGUCCCAUCAAAGACACGCUGCGACUCAUGAGCAUCUAAAUAUAGACUGAGGCACUGAGCGACUGCACUGAGCUGUCUGUCGACACCCACCGCGUGUCCAGACUGACUACCACCGCCAGACACACAACUGUGUAAUGAAGCAUCCAUAACAAGCUAUCGAAGUCAGCACACUCAAAAUAUUUUAUCUCUCCUCGCGGAUGGUGUCGCCCGCUGGCAGGCAUUCCACAAGCGACAGUGCAGGGCGAGCAGACGACAGCCUGACGUGUCAUGACACUGAGGCCAGUGCUGACGCACGCAGGGUGAAGCUCUCGACAGCUCAGAUCAGCAUGGAGCAUGCAAGCCCACUCACGAGCUAGGUAAAAGUGGAAGUCCGAUACACGGGUGUCAGCCAUGACAGGUCUAUUUGAGCGAGUGGACCAGACGCCUCGUGUCGAGACAGAUGGAUUUGAGCAUCUGAACAACUUCAUCGUCUUCAACAAUGGCCGCGACGUCCUGGUUCGAGGAAUUUCCUCGCAAGAGAGCUUAACAUCAAACCUCAUCCAGUGCUCGAGGAUGCCUCUCUCAGAUUCCUGCCGAUACUACACGAUGAAAGUGGAGACGUUGGAAACAGACAAUUUUCUAAUGUUCGGCCUUACCAACAAGUGUCUUCCUGGGGCACCAAUGUGGACCGUUGACCGGUCUGUCCGUUACCAUAGUAACGACGGUGGUGUUUUUAACGGCGACCUCGGAAUCCAUACCUACCAUUCGUACAAUGAAGGUGACACAGUGACAUGCAGACUGGACUACACUGGGUCAGACCGGAGUCUCAUCAACUUCAUGCUCAAUGACUGCUUCGUGUACAGACAGUGGGUUAACCUACCCCCGGAUCAACUGUACGCUACCAUCGGUGUCUCAAGGGGUAGGGCAGAACUGACUGUAGAGUGGCCAGAGCCAGAUAAAGGAGACAUACCCAUCAAAAAUGACUUGCCCUCCAACUGGUUUGGCUGGAAAGGAAUUGGCAGGGACGAUGAGGCCUCAACAUUCGUCUUGGCAAACAUAGACUCCACCACUCAGAGAGAGGCAUUCAAUGUGCAGUGUCCACUGGCCUUGACCAGAGAUUUCACUUACUUUGAAGUGGAAAUAUUAAGGAAAGCCUCAACUACAGAAUCGGAGGGCCACGGAAUAGGACUUGUGUCUGGAAAUUGUGAAGCAUUUGUCUACCCUGGGUGGACCACAAAUUCCAUAGGUUAUCACAACGAUGAUGGAGGUCUGUACGUCAACGGCGAUAAAGUGACAGUUGCAACUGACGACGAUCUGACAUGUAAGGAAGGCGACAGAAUGGGCUGUGGAGUUAUCUUUCCGCGCGAUGUUCAAGACGAGGACAUGCGAGAGCCCAUCUUGGUGCUUAUUUACUUCACGAAGAACGGACAGCUCGCGCACAAGACGCGCAUGCGUCAGCCGAGAGGCGGCUUCUUCCCCUGCAUAGCCUUCUGUCACAUAGGGGACGAGAUCCGACUGGACGUGAAGUGCGAGCCGCCUGCGCUGACCUCCGACCUACACCCUUUGCUGACCACAUGCGAGGCGUGCGCCGACUACCGCUGCACCGAGGUCUUCCUGCUGCGCGACUUGACGCACAACUCCGCCACAGUCCGCCUCGACACCGACCACGACCAGGCCCAGCUGCUGCAGUACCGAGCGGAGCCGCUCCGCAACCUCGGGGACGCCUUCUACAUCAGCGUCACCGACUUCGGUGUCACCACAGAGAUUCAGAUGGGGGUCUCCACGGAAGGCUUCAAGCUGGAAGGAGAAUUUCUAGGGUCAGAACCGACAUCUUGUGGGUACAUGCUGAAACUGGGUACAGUUGUGUCCAAAGACGGCAUGAGAGCAGUGACAAAAUGGAAUCCAAACGAAAAUCAAAUCAUUGGCUGCUACCUUGAUUACAUUGAUGAUGGUGGGGCGGUGCUGUGCUUCACGAUAGAUGAUCGUUUGAUUGGCCGAGGUGUGGUUGCCAGGGCAACAGGUCUCAACAGUGCCUUGUAUGCCUCCAUCGUGAUAUCUGCUGGACCCGCCGAGAUCAAAGUAAACUGGUCAGGGAUCCUCAAUUCGACUACACUGAAGAGAGAGCAGAGGAAGGCAGAGGACUGGCUGCGGUCAUCUGUAAUCAGGGGACAAAAUUUCAGGCUGGAAAGAAGGCCCUCGGAGGGUUAUGCUUUUGCUGCCUCGGCGCAGGAUUGUCUGCCGCUUGUCAUAGGUUCCUCCAUGUUUAGCGUGCGCCUGCUAGGCGGCAAGGAGCUGCCAGCCGUUGGCGUGAGUCGCGCGACCACUGACGUCAACAACGUGCUGGGGUCGGACAGCGGCGAGAUCUGCUUCCACCCGACCUCCAGGAGCACACUGUCCAACAAUGAGAACAGAAGGGUGGCCAACGCCCCAGAGAUCCGUGUGGGGACACGCUGCAGUGUGCCGUGGUGUUCUUGCGGCCCGCUGACCGUGUUGAACAGAAGGUGAUUGUCAUCUUCGCUGUCAACGGUGUCAUCUUUCACGAGUGUCGUCUACAGGCCUCGUACGGAGGACUUUAUCCCACCGUAGCCUUCUCCUCCUCCGGGGGCGAAGUGGAAAUUCUUUCAAAUAAAACCAUCCUGCCCAUUCCUGACACAAUUCGUGACAAGUGGCUGAACCAGAGAGUAGAUGAUACCACCGACAAUGUUGCCGUUAGUCCAGUAAGUGUUUGUGAAGUGCUGCCAAA
Molecule: messenger RNA, 2768 nt
Organism: Pomacea canaliculata
Lineage: Eukaryota; Metazoa; Mollusca; Gastropoda; Architaenioglossa; Ampullariidae
Exons: 15
Coding region: 437-2530 (697 amino acids)
Molecular function (GO): protein binding
Source: RefSeq, a predicted model, not a curated record